Coccidioides immitis RS is the source of this 222-nucleotide messenger RNA. RefSeq lists its product as uncharacterized. NCBI's taxonomy places the organism in Eukaryota, Fungi, Ascomycota, Eurotiomycetes, Onygenales, Onygenaceae. The record is from RefSeq and is a predicted model, not a curated record. Bases 1 to 222 code for a protein of 73 amino acids. The transcript is spliced from 2 exons.
AUGGUUCACUUGUGUGACAUGGACACUUCUAAAAUUGGCACAAUUAAGAAUGCUGCGAAAAAUGUGGUUAUCCACAACAAAUAUCCAGGCUAUAACUGCCAGGACUAUAUCCUUGAGCUUCUGGGUGACUUGGAGAAGAAGAAUAUUAUCAACAAGAGCAAGACCAAUUAUAAACAUAACAAGAAAGUUGUUCAAAGCAAGCAGGAGGGAUUGGUGAACUGA